Archocentrus centrarchus (flier cichlid) is the source of this 4757-nucleotide messenger RNA. RefSeq names its product carnitine O-palmitoyltransferase 1, liver isoform-like. Lineage: Eukaryota; Metazoa; Chordata; Actinopteri; Cichliformes; Cichlidae. Gene Ontology annotation, biological process: carnitine metabolic process; fatty acid metabolic process. The record is from RefSeq and is a predicted model, not a curated record. Gene Ontology annotation, molecular function: carnitine O-palmitoyltransferase activity. Gene Ontology annotation, cellular component: mitochondrion.
UGACCCUAUACAUCGGUAGCCACCAUGGCAGAAGCGCACCAGGCGGUGGCUUUUCAGUUCACAGUCACCCCUGAAGGCAUUGACCUACAGCUGUCCCAUGAGGCUCUCCGCCAGGUCUACCUUUCUGGCCUCCACUCCUGGAAGAAAAGGUUCAUUCGGUUCAAGAAUGGGGUAAUGACUGGUGUGUACCCAGGCAGCCCAGCUGGGUUCUCCAUUGUGGUCGGGUCCUACAUGACUUACAAUAAAUUUAAACAGUUGGAUCCAUCUUUGGGGUUGUUUACCAAGCUGGGUCAACAUAUACCUAUCAGCCGAUAUAUGUCUACAGAUACCCAGAGGAUAGUCGGAGGAGUUCUGGUGGGCACAGGCCUGUGGGUCACCAUAAUAAUGAUAAUGAGGAAUGUCCUUAAGUCCUUGCUGUCAUGGCAUGGCUGGAUGCAAGAACGUCAUGGCUCCCUGUCCUGGUCGACUCGUGUGUGGAUGAUUCUAGUGAAGGUGUUCUCUGGCCGGAAACCAAUGCUGUACAGUUUCCAGAACUCUUUGCCACGAUUACCUCUUCCCUCUAUCAAGGACACCUGCCAAAGGUACCUGGAAUCAGUGCGCCCACUGAUGGAUGAUAAGAAGUAUGAACGGAUGGAAGGGUUGACUCAAGACUUUGAGAAGAAUCUGGGACCCAGGCUGCAGUGGUACCUUAAACUCAAGUCCUGGUGGGCAUCCAACUAUGUCAGUGACUGGUGGGAAGAGUACAUUUACCUGAGAGGCCGUGGACCCAUCAUGGUCAACAGCAACUAUUAUGCCAUGGAUUUCCUGUACGUGUUCCCCACUUCCAUCCAGGCUGCCAGGGCAGGUAAUUCCAUCCAUGCCAUCAUGCUAUACAGGAGAAAACUGGACAGAGCUCAGAUCAAACCUAUAUACUUGCUGGCGAACAAGGUUCCUCUGUGUUCAGCUCAGUGGGAGCGAAUGUUUAACACCUCCCGCAUCCCUGGUGUGGAGACAGACACCCUUCAGCACGUGAACGAGAGCAAACACAUAGCUGUGUAUCAUAAGGGACGCUUCUUCAAGGUGUGGAUAUUUUAUGAUGGGCGGCUACUGUUGCCACGUGAGAUUGAGCAGCAGAUGGAGAGGAUCUUGGCAGACAAGUCGGAGCCCUUGCCAGGAGAGGAGAAACUAGCAGCACUUACUGCAGGGGAUCGGACCCCUUGGGCAAAGGCCCGUGAGACAUACUUCAGUCGUGGUAAGAACAAGCAGUCUCUGGAUGCCAUAGAAAAGGCAGCAUUCUUCGUUACUCUUGAUGACACAGAGCAGCGUUACGAUGCAGAUAACCCAGUCACGUCUCUGGACAGUUACGCCAAGUCCCUGCUCCAUGGAAAAUGCUAUGACAGGUGGUUUGAUAAGUCCUUUAAUCUGAUAGUUUUCAAGAAUGGCACCAUGGGACUAAAUGCAGAGCAUUCCUGGGCAGAUGCUCCAAUUAUUGGCCAUCUGUGGGAGCAUGUACUUUACAUGGACCCUAGGCUGGGAUAUACUGAAGAUGGUCACUGUGUUGGGCAGCCUCAUCCUAACCUGCCUGGCCCUCAAAGGCUGCAGUGGGACAUCCCUGCUGAGUGCCAAGAGGCCAUCGAGGGUUCUUUCACAGUAGCCAGAACUCUGGCAGAUGAUGUGGACUGUGACAUUAUCCCCUUCACCGACUUUGGAAAGGGACUGAUUAAGAAGUGCCGCACUAGUCCUGAUGCCUUCAUCCAGAUUGCCCUGCAGCUGGCCCACUACAGAGACAAAGCGAAGUUUUGCCUGACGUAUGAAGCCUCCAUGACUCGCAUGUUCAGGGAAGGUCGCACAGAAACCGUUCGCUCUUGCACCACUGAGACUUGUGCCUUUGUUCUCUCCAUGAUCAGAGAUGAGACAAGAGAAGAGCGUCUCAGGUUGCUCAAGCUGGCAGCAGAACAUCAAAGCUUGUACCGCUUGGCAAUGACAGGACAGGGCAUCGAUCGCCACCUUUUCUGUCUCUAUGUGGUUUCCAAAUACCUGGGAGAGGACUCGCCCUUCCUGAAGGAGGUCCUGUCUGAGCCGUGGAGGCUGUCCACUAGCCAGACUCCUAUGCAGCAAGUUGAGCUCUUUGAUCUGGUCAGACACCCAGAAUAUGUGUCCUCUGGAGGUGGUUUUGGUCCAGUGGCUGAUGAUGGUUAUGGUGUCUCCUAUAUCAUUCUUGGUGAGAGCCUCAUCAACUUCCAUAUCUCCAGCAAACGCUCAAGUCCAGAAACUGACUCGCAUCGUUUUGGGACCAACAUCAGACAGGCCAUGCUGGACAUUCUGGGUCUCUUUGAGCUCAACAACAAAGCUGCCAAGUGAUGGCUCUCUUUGCUGGUGGAAAAACAUAACAAACACAUUCAAAAAGGUUGUACAGAAUCACUUGUUGGAUUGGGGUUCUUUAUGUUAAUUGAUGUUAUAGAAAUAAGGGUGAUUGAAAGGUAUUUGGAAGCAUUAUUAUUAUUAUUAUUAUUUGUUUGUGAGAUGCUAAUGUUUGCUGUAUAUUUAGGCAUGGUGAGAUUCUGGUGGUGUUGGGUACAGGUAGUGCACAGAUCAAAGAUUAUUAUCUUUUUUUUUUUUUCACAAGACUGUACGUACCGGUGCCUUACUGACCCACUAAUGUAAAAAAGGGCAGAAAGGGAGGGGAAAAAAGCUAGUCUGAGAUCAGAUUUGUAUUAACAAAUUUCAGCUUGUUCAGUGGCAUCAUCAAAUACUUGAAUCACAUUUUAAGUUGCAAGAUGGUGCAAUAUCUUUAUUUCUGUUCUAGGUGUUAUUUUUAUCCUUUUUUUUUUUAAGUUUCUUUUAGUUUUUCAAUUGCAGCUCCUGAGUCACAUGUAACUGACCAAAGCAGCAAACUUGAUAUUAAAUAUCAUCAGUAGAUUGCAUGCUGCGUGCUAUCAUUAUUUCAUAUAGCUCAGUUUAUUAAAGAGAAGAUGAUUCUGAAGGAUCAGCAGUUGCACGCAGUCAUUUCACACCUAUACGAUUAAAACGGUGCAUUUGUGAUUGCAAACGUUCAACAUGGAUCAGAAAUGUAUCAGUGUAAUUUUGAAUAUCAACGCAUUGCUACUCUCUUCUCAGUUGAUGUCCAUUGCCUUUCAGACCCAAGUGCACAGCCAGUGUGUUUGUUCAGGUUUAGCUGCUAUGACUCUUAUUAUGUAUCAACGAAGGCAGAUGACGUUUGCUUGUUUGUUGUUUUCAUACUCAGGUUGUUUUGCUGACUUGGCCUUGUAUCUUAGGGUGCUGGCUGCAACACUGAAAACGAGUGCUUUUGCUGACAUGUAAAUGUCAGAAAUGUAAAUGUUGAAAUGCAGUACAAUGCCAUGUCAUCCCAGCGAGCUAGUAGGUAACGUAGCAUGACGUUUGCUGUUGAAAUGAGGAUUGGCAGGACACUGUGAAUCUGACACAGUGUGAGGCCAACAGUUGCUUGUUUUUGGGGGUGGGGGGAUAGCGAGUUAACUAUACUUUAACUCUAUUGUGCACUCCAUCACAGACCCUAUAUUAUCAACUCCUAACAACCUGUGUAGCUUUUUGCCCCAUCAAGAAAGUCUGUAACCUUUCAUGAGAAAUCAGAUUGUUGGUUGUAGCAAAGUGGUAUUGCAGCUGUUGUUUCGUAGUCUAGAUGAGGUGAAGAAUCAGUCGGUUUUUGGUCUCUUCAGUAAAGUAAGAUAUCAUGUCUUCUCUUCAGUUAUUUUUAGGAAAUGCAAGUUUAUAAUCACGUAUAGGAAUGCAUUUUUUUUUUUAAUAAUGUAUAUGUUGUCAGUACAUCAUAUUUAUUUUUCCAGGUUUUAGCAUCUUUAUUUUCAAACAUCUUGCUUAUUUACCAGAUGACCUUUGCAAAUGAUGAGCCCUAAGUUACAGCUUUGCUGGUUUAAGAAGUAAAAUGGACAAAAUGCUUCCUUUUCUUUUGACAUGACAGUUUUGUUAUCCCGGACUUGUAGUUGUGUGACAUUUUUAUCUAAACCUCAUGUUUACACUGCUGCAUGUUUUUAAAGAUGAAGCUGUAUAUGUUUGCCUUUAAUUUAAAGAACUGUUAAAAGACAAGCAGCUGAUAUACCAAACCACAUUUUAACAAUAAAGUGAAUGUCAGAUAGCUGCAUCACCUCUGGGAUGUCCCUUCUUGCAUACACUGUAUACUUAUCUCGCUAGAGAAGGGUAUGUAUGUGUUUUGUUUUUCAAUAUAGUUUAAUUUCAGUUUGUUUCCAGUUUAGUUUUUAUUAGUUUUAGUGUUACGUUGUCUUUUUGUUAUGGGGUCACCUGUGACCACCAUUGUGUGUAAUUUAAAGAUAAUUCAGCUACUUACAAUCACUUACUUACGUACACCUGUUCCACUGUUCAUUAAUCAAAAUAUCUAUUUAUCAAAUCCAUGGCAGCAACUCUGUGCAUUUAGGCAUGCAGACAUGGUCAAGAUAAUCUCCUGAAGUUCAAACUGAGCAUCAGACUGGGGAAGAAAGGUGAUUUAAGUGACUUUAAAGAUGGCCUGCUUGGUGGUGCCAGACUGGCUGGUCUGAACGAGCUGCAGCUGUCUGAGAUAAAAUGCCUUGUUGAUGUUCAGGUCUGAGGAGAAUGGCCAGACUGCUUCCAGCUCAUGGUGGCAAAAGUAACCCAGCAGCGAACUGUACAACCAAGAUAUGCAGAAGAGCAUGUCUGAAUGCACAACACAUCAAACCUUGAAGUAGAUGACAACAACAUGAAAGCAUGGCUCCAUCCUGCCUUGUAUCAACAGUUCAGGCUGGUGAUGG